Messenger RNA from Penicillium subrubescens, 1056 nucleotides. RefSeq names its product aryl-alcohol dehydrogenase AAD14. NCBI's taxonomy places the organism in Eukaryota, Fungi, Ascomycota, Eurotiomycetes, Eurotiales, Aspergillaceae. The transcript has a single exon. The record is from RefSeq and is a predicted model, not a curated record. Bases 1 to 1056 code for a protein of 351 amino acids.
AUGUCCAUCGGCGACGCCUGGUCCAAUUUCAUGGGCAGCAUGAACAAAGAGCAAUCCUUCGCACUGCUCGACGCCUUCGUCGCCGCCGGCGGCAACUUCAUCGACACAUCGAACAACUACCAAAACGAACAAUCCGAGACCUGGAUCGGCGAAUGGAUGACCGCCCGUAAGAACCGUGAUCAAAUCGUCGUCGCUACUAAGUUCACCACCGACUACCGCACCUGGGAACUGGGAAAGGGCAAGGCGCCUAACGCGCUGGGAAACCACAAGCGCAGUAUGUUCAAUAGCGUGCGCGAUUCGCUGCGCAAGUUGAAUACCGAUUAUAUUGAUGUGUUGUACCUGCAUUGGUGGGAUCAUACCACCUCAAUCGAGGAGAUUAUGGACUCGUUGCAUAUCCUCGUCGAGCAGGGUAAGGUCAUGUACCUGGGUAUUUCGGAUAGUCCGGCGUGGGUCGUCUCUGCGGCGAACACAUAUGCCCGCGCGCAUGGCAAGACGCCCUUCUCCGUGUACCAGGGUCGGUGGAACGUGAUGCGCCGCGAUUUCGAGCGCGAUAUCCUGCCCAUGGCGCGACACUUUGGUAUGGCGCUGGCACCGUGGGAUGUCCUGGGUAGCGGCCAUUUCCAGACCGCCAAGCAGAUUGAGGCACGCAAGGCGAGCGGCGAGGGUCUUCGCAGCAUUAUGGGAGCUGAUCAGAGCGAGGAUGAGCGACGCAUCUCAGAGGCUUUGGCGACUGUUGCUGCAGAGCAUGGUAUCGAGUCGGUCACGGCUAUCGCGCUGGCCUAUGUGAUGUGCAAAAGUCCCAACGUUUUCCCCAUCGUGGGUGGCCGCAAGAUUGAGCAUCUGCACGACAAUAUUCAGGCGCUGUCGAUUCGUCUGACUGAGAAGCAGAUUCAGUCCCUCGAGUCUGCCACCGAGUUUGAUGUGGGCUUCCCCACUAACUUCAUCGGUCAGGAUCCGGCCACUACGAAUGGCAAGGCUAGCUUCCUUGCCCAGACUGCUGGACACAUUGACUUUGUGAUGGCUCCCAAGGCAAUUGGCUAUGAGCCUGGUCAUUAA